AAGAAGCAGACUAUACUUCACGUUGCAGUAAUGAACCGCAGUGAAAAUGUUUUUAACUUUGUUUGUGGAACCAGUUUGCUUAGGACUAAUUUAAUGGAUUAUCUGGACACAAAUUGUAAUAGCGUUUUGCAUUUGGCUGGGAAAUUGGCACCUCCGCACAAACUAAAUCUUGUUUCUGGUGCAGCUCUUCAAAUGCAACGAGAGCUGCAAUGGUUUAAGGAAGUGAAAAAAAUCACACCACCAUAUUUCUUGUCAUAUCUGAAUAAAGAUGGAAAAACUCCGAGUAUGGUGUUUACAGAGGAGCAUAAGGAGUUAAAAGAGGGAGGGGAGAAAUGGAUGAAAGACACAGCAAAUUCAUGCACAAUUGCAGCAGCCCUAAUUGUUACUGUAGUGUUUGCAGCAGCCAUUACAGUUCCUGGUGGCAACAGUGGUGAAAAUGGCCUCCCAAUCUUCUCAAACAACAAUGCUUUCACAGUAUUUUCCAUUUCAAAUGCUGCAUCUCUCUUCACAUCAGCCACUUCUCUGCUUGUGUUUUUGUCUAUCCUAACUUCGCGCUACGCAGAAGAAGACUUCCUAUAUGCUCUUCCAAAGAGAUUAAUCAUAGGCCUCUUCACCUUGUUUUUGUCCAUAAUAUUUAUGAUGAUUGCCUUCUCCGCCACAGUGUAUCUGGUAUUUGGGCAAAACAGAAGGGGAGUUCUUAUUAUAGUGGCUGCAUUUGCAUGUUUGCCGGUCACUUCAUUUGUGCUUCUUCAAUUCCCGCUGCUGGUAGAUUUGGUGUCAUCUACGUAUGGACGGGGUAUUUUCGAUCAGCGUGGCUUUCCCCAACUGCCAUUUUGACUUGCGGGCCACUCAUAAUUGGUUGAACACUUUGUAAUGCUUCAUUUCAUUCUAUAAUAUUCCAUUUGUUGCUUUGAAAA
Molecule: messenger RNA, 917 nt
Organism: Ipomoea triloba (trilobed morning glory)
Lineage: Eukaryota; Viridiplantae; Streptophyta; Magnoliopsida; Solanales; Convolvulaceae
Exons: 2
Coding region: 31-837 (268 amino acids)
Source: RefSeq, a predicted model, not a curated record